Penicilliopsis zonata CBS 506.65 is the source of this 1105-nucleotide messenger RNA. RefSeq lists its product as hypothetical. Bases 226 to 1002 code for a protein of 258 amino acids. The transcript has 2 exons. The record is from RefSeq and is a predicted model, not a curated record. NCBI's taxonomy places the organism in Eukaryota, Fungi, Ascomycota, Eurotiomycetes, Eurotiales, Aspergillaceae.
AUCCCAGUCUCGACUCCCGGUUAAUAGUUAGUGUUUCAUAAUUGAAAUGAUUGGAUAGAAUGGCACAGAACAACAAUGCUGCGACAUGUUCGGCGCUUACCAGAUACCCAAUUAUAAGCACUGACAACGUACACUAUAUUUAUAAAUACACAGCUCUCAAGAAUGAUUUCUCUACCGCAGCCAGAAUAGAAGACAGGGUCCAUACUCACAUUAAUUUACCUGGCCAUGGCGAGUGUUGUUUCUUUUGUGUUUAGCUUACCAAGCGUAUUCACAUCCUGCGUGGACUGUUUCCAGUACUUCCACCUGGAGCACACGUUUGGGAUCGACUAUGAGAAUAGCUUGAUCCAGCUGGACGUUGCCCACCUGCGGUUGUCACGAUGGGGCGAGAGUAUUCGCAUCGAGACCGAUCAACCUCUGAUCGAGUCUGAGGCGGAGCGCGACCACGCCAAAAACCUGCUGCAAGCCAUCAUCAACACCUUUGAUGACGCCAGGAGGGUUUCCAGCCGAUACAACAACGCCGCCAAGAUGGUAGAACCAUGCGAAACGCCCUCCUUUCAAAGACAACCGAGUUUCCAGACGUCGCCGGUGCACGGAAAGCUGCGCAAGAUGGCACAUCGCCGACAGAAGGGCACCGGUUUUCUGCGCAGGGUGAAAUGGGCGCUCCACGACAAGAAGACCCUGGAUGAUCUGAUUGAGAAAGUGACCAAAUACACUGACCAGCUCGUCGAGCUCUUUCCCGCCGCGCCGCUCGCUGCGAUGGAAUCCGACGAGUCGAGCCAAACGGGCGAGCAUGAGUCUCUCCAGACGGCGGCGGUGAUGGCAGACGUGGACAACGGACCAGAGAAGCCGCUUGUGACGGAAAUCGAGAUGCCUAGGGGGCACGAGUACCACUUCACCGAGGUGGAGGACGAGGCAUGGAUGUUGAAUGGCGAUUAUGUGGCAUCUGGGAGCGUCUGUGAAGGGAGAAGCCAUAGUUAUGGGGAAAUGCGAGCUCACGAUUGAUAGUGGUGCCUAUGCUCUGUCAAGAGUAGUCAGCGCCGAGGAGAAGUAGCAUGUAUCAAAUAGGGAGGCCUUAUAUCACACUGUCUUCGUAGAGAAAUCCCAU